This is a messenger RNA of Nasonia vitripennis (jewel wasp), 2089 nucleotides long. It is a transcript of the gene Arp2, whose product is annotated as actin-related protein 2. Gene Ontology annotation, biological process: Arp2/3 complex-mediated actin nucleation. The record is from RefSeq and is a predicted model, not a curated record. Bases 504 to 1688 code for a protein of 394 amino acids. NCBI's taxonomy places the organism in Eukaryota, Metazoa, Arthropoda, Insecta, Hymenoptera, Pteromalidae. Gene Ontology annotation, molecular function: actin filament binding. The transcript is spliced from 8 exons. Gene Ontology annotation, cellular component: Arp2/3 protein complex; actin cortical patch.
GCAAGCAUCGUAUGUGUAUGUAUACCAAUCGAUAAUUGCAGUUAUAGAACUACGAUAGGAGGCUGCUAAUCCAAGCCAAGUGAUAGGACGCUGCAGCUAUUCUGUGUGUCCUACCAAUCGUGAAUCAAGCGCCUCUUUCUUUUUUUCAGAGCUGCACAGUGUCUUCUGUGCUGCGCGUAUAGGUACCUAGUGUGUUUGACAGGUCAUCAGUGAGCGCGCAUACGGCAUUGGCAUAUCUGAUUCAUUCCCCCGCACGGUUUCGCAUCCGUCGUUCGCCAGGAUAUCAACAUACGUUUAGUUUUUCAGCUAGCCGAGUAGAGCAGUCCAGUCCAGACCCCCUCGAAGAGAGGCUAUGCCGGCGACGCCCAUCCAACAUCAUCGUCGUCGUCGUCCCAGCGCGCAGUAAAAUAUAAAAUAAUCCAGGUCAGAUAGUGGAGUUGAGAGACAAGGGAAAGGAACGACGGAAGGAGCUUUCGAGGAGCCAGAAGUCGAGCGGCUGAGUCAUGGAUAGCCAGGGUAGAAAAGUCAUCGUCUGCGACAAUGGAACAGGGUUCGUCAAAUGCGGGUAUGCAGGUGCCAACUUUCCAGCUCACAUCUUUCCAUCCAUAGUGGGACGGCCCAUCAUCCGAGCAGCCAACAAGAUUGGAGACAUCGACGUCAAUGACCUUAUGAUCGGCGAAGAAGCCAGCAAAUUGCGAUCCAUGUUGGAAAUCAGUUAUCCUAUGCAAAAUGGUAUUGUUAGGAACUGGGAAGACAUGUGCCAUGUGUGGGAUUACACCUUUGGUCCAGAGAAAAUGAACAUCGACCCACGAGAGUGCAAGAUUUUAUUGACGGAGCCGCCGAUGAAUCCAAUUACUAACCGAGAAAAAAUGAUCGAAGUAAUGUUCGAAAAGUAUCAAUUCGCUGGGACAUACAUUGCAAUCCAAGCCGUACUGACACUGUAUGCUCAGGGCUUGAUAAGCGGAGUCGUGGUAGACUCUGGUGAUGGUGUGACACAUAUAUGUCCGGUGUAUGAAGUUUACCCACUGCCGCAUUUAACGCGAAGGCUAGAUAUUGCCGGUCGCGACAUAACCAUGUACCUAAUUAAGCUACUGUUGCAACGUGGCUAUGCUUUUAAUCAUUCCGCGGAUUUCGAGACUGUAAGGAUGAUCAAGGAGAAGCUGUGUUAUAUCGGUUACGAUAUCGAGACAGAGGAGAAGCUCGCACUCGAAACGACUAUUCUUGUGGAAUCGUACACGUUACCUGACGGGCGAGUGAUAAAAGUUGGAGGCGAAAGGUUCGCAGCGCCAGAGGCUCUCUUCCAGCCUCAUCUGAUCAACGUAGAAGCGCAAGGUAUUGCCGAGUUGGUUUUUAACACCAUUCAGUCGGCUGACAUUGACAUGCGCAACGAGCUUUACAAGCACAUCGUACUUAGCGGCGGUAGCACCAUGUAUCCUGGCUUACCCUCAAGGUUGGAGCGAGAGAUUAAACAGCUCUAUCUUCAGCACGUGUUGAAGAACGACAUUACGAAACUGAACAAAUUCAAGAUUAAAAUCGAAGAUUCGCCCAGGAGAAAAGACAUGGUGUUCAUUGGCGGCGCAGUGCUAGCGGAGAUCUGCAAAGACCGGGACAGCAUGUGGAUUACGCGCGAGGAUUAUGAGGAAAAGGGACUGAAUGUUAUGAAGAAACUGGGCUCGCCUUACGCCUGAGAUUGAGCUUCGUAACUUUCGUUGAAGAAACGCAUUUACUAGUAUCUAGGAGCAUGAAAAAAUGAAGGAAAGCUCGUCUUCGCAAUAACUCCGUGGUUGGCGAAGAGAACAAAAUAUAGGUGCAAACAUGAUGAGUGUGGCGCCAAGUAAAAUAUAAACGCGCUGGUGUGUUGAACUACGGGAGAGUAAACAGUAUAUAUAAUUAAUAUUUGGAAGCGCUCAGAGUACAGUUAUUAAGAGAAUUACUUUUUUGUUAUUCCAACACCUGUGCGGCCGAACACCGGAUAUAAUAUUUACGUCUGUCGAAGUCUGUAAAGAGAUGCUCUCACAUCUCUAGUGCAUUUUCUUGACGUACACUUUUGUAAAUAUUAACUUUUAUUAAAAAACAAAAAAGAACUGAA